Molecule: messenger RNA, 1842 nt
Organism: Dromaius novaehollandiae (emu)
Lineage: Eukaryota; Metazoa; Chordata; Aves; Casuariiformes; Dromaiidae
Gene: GINS4
Product: GINS complex subunit 4
Exons: 2
Coding region: 147-1013 (288 amino acids)
Biological process (GO): double-strand break repair via break-induced replication; regulation of glycogen biosynthetic process; DNA-templated DNA replication
Cellular component (GO): GINS complex; protein phosphatase type 1 complex
Molecular function (GO): protein phosphatase 1 binding; glycogen binding
Source: RefSeq, a predicted model, not a curated record
UACACAAUCGAUCUGGAGGAGGGCUCACAGCAUCUGAUCCGUUACAAAACCAUCGCCCCGCUGGUGGCCUCGGGAGCGGUCCAGCUCAUCUGAGGGGUGUGGGGCUUUUCCAGGUGUUCAGCACGCGGGCCAUUGCCCCCCCAGCCAUGCCCGUGGACCUGGCCAUGCGGCUCUGCCUGAGCCACUCGCCUCCCAUCCGCAAGCUGCUGAACUCCUAUGAGGAGCUGCGGAGCAGCCGGGGACGAAAACCCCUCCGCUCCUGUCUCAACCAGAAGCUGAGUGCUGAACCAGAGCCUGAGCGUCAAGAUAGCACCAAGAGCUCAAAAGGUCAGAAGAAGAAGAGGGUGGUGUUCGCUGACAUGAAGGGGCUCUCGCUGACUGCUGUCCGCUUCUUCUCAAAGAUUGAGGAGGACCUGUGUGACCUGCAGCAUGCCCUGUCUGACCUCACCUGCUUCCGGCCCAGGCUGCGGGACCCACGCCUGCAGGUGUGCAGGUAUGUGCUGGACUUCUCACAGCCUUCUGUGGACUAUGUGGCUUUCCGUAGCCGCCUGCACAGCAACCUGGUCUGCCUGGAGAACUGCCUGAUCCAGGACCGAGUCCUGUCGGGGACAGUGAAGGUCAGAAAUAUCGAGUACGAGAAGAAAGUGAUGGUCCGCAUCACCUUCGAUGGCUGGAGGAGCUUCCGUGAUGUCUCCUGCCAGUACAUGCACAGCACGUAUGGCUCAGCCGACACAGACACCUUCUCCUUCGAGCUUACCCUGCCCAAGCCGUCUAACUACCACAGAGCCAUAGAAUUCUGCAUCUCCUUCCAGUGCGGGCAGGCAACCCACUGGGACAACAACCAUGGGAGGAACUACAAGAUCUUCCAUGUGGGCACGAUCUGUUCACCCUCCCAUGCUGCAAAGAGUGCCAGUGGGGCCCAGCGCCAUCUCAGCACCUCUCGGGCUGCAGCCCUUGUCCUUUCUCAUCUGCAGACCUGGCAUCGCUCAGAGGCCCAGGGUCCUUAUUGGUAGGAAAGCAGUGUAUCAGGGGGUGUAAAUUCCCUCUAUGUUCCUGCCUUGGUGCAGAGGUCUUUGGGGAGGGGUUCAGCUGCAGAAGAUGCUGCCUGCUAUUUUGCUAGCUCCUCCAUGUCUCUGACCUGCUGCAGUACAAGCAGCUACAGGUUUUUGUGGAAGCUCCUUCAAUGCUGGCUCCUGCCUUAGAGGCUGGAAGCUGCUGCUGCUUGUUAUUCCUGUUUCUAGGUUCUCAAGGCAAAAUGCUACUGUGAGAGCAGGAGAGGGACAGAAGGAAGGGGCUAUGACCCAUGGACCACAUCUGUGUUUGGAGGCUGCUUAGGGUGAGAAGCAGCAACAUGGAACUGAGUCAAAGGUGCUGCCCAAGUGCCUUGCGUAGGGAAGAUGUUUAGGAGAAAGGGCAUGCCCCCUCCUGCUGUGCCUGGGGUCCCAAAGCAGCGCCUGACACUCCCAAGUAGUAGGGGCCUCAGCACAAGCAGCCAGCCAGGGCUCCCAUGUCGUUCUAGCUUUCCUGGGAGAGGGCUCUGUGUAGUGGCACAAGUCCUAGUUGCAGUCACUUCUCCACGCCAUGGUCCUUGGGGAGGGGGGGACCGCUGGGUUUUUAGUCCUGCAGGUGAUGAAAGGUAUCGGCCCGGCCAGCCGGUUCCCGGGCCGGGCGCUGCAGCAGACUCCCCUCGGAGCGGCGGGGCUGGGGCUGGGGCUGGGGCUGUGGGCCGGCCGCCCCGCAGCGGCUCCGACCGCCGGACGCGCGCGUGGGGCUCGGGGCGGGGGACGCCGACAGCCGCCGGAGACUGUAACGGGUCGCUAAUAAAGUCGAGUUCUGCCGUGA